Messenger RNA from Archocentrus centrarchus (flier cichlid), 3992 nucleotides. It is a transcript of the gene eif4enif1, whose product is annotated as eukaryotic translation initiation factor 4E nuclear import factor 1. The coding region runs from base 357 to 3206 and encodes 949 amino acids. The record is from RefSeq and is a predicted model, not a curated record. Gene Ontology annotation, molecular function: mRNA binding. The transcript has 19 exons. NCBI's taxonomy places the organism in Eukaryota, Metazoa, Chordata, Actinopteri, Cichliformes, Cichlidae. Gene Ontology annotation, cellular component: cytoplasm; nucleus. Gene Ontology annotation, biological process: negative regulation of translation.
UUGCUGCUACGACUUAGAAAACAGAGAAAGAGAAGACUGUUAUUUGAGAUUACAACGGUUCCGUGUGAGUUAAUUUGUUAUUUUGGAUCCGUCUUAUUGUGUUAAGUUACCCCUCUACAGUGCGUGCUUCCUGAAAUCACAGCGACAACUCUACCGGCUCACGAUUUGGUGCUCGCUGGGUGGGCAUUUAUCCCUAGUCCCCAGCUAGCUAGCUAGCUGAAAGUGCUAGGCUAGGCUAGGCAGCUCACUAACGUGAUCUGCUCGGCUCUUAGUGACCGGCAUUCCACUCAGCAUUCAAACUAAGUGUAGAGUCGAGUUGUCGGUUGAGAGGCUGUUUGAUCUGUCUGAAAUCAGUCAUGGAGAAAGAUGCCUGUGUAGAGCUGAAGAAUGGUGACGCUGCUGUCGACCAGUCUAAGCCGGCAAAUACAGCUCCUUACAGAUACACUAAGGAGGAGCUUUUGGAAAUCAAGGAGCUGCCAAUCUCCAAUGAAAGGCCUGAAUGUCUCUCUGAGAAAUAUGACAGUGAUGGUGUCUGGGACCCUGAGAAAUGGCACGCCUCACUGUAUCCGACUUCGGAGCGAAGCUCUCCUGUGGAAGGUUUUAAGAAGGACUACAUGGAUGAUAGAGUUCCAUUAAAACGAAGAAUCCCAGAUCCCCGUGAGCGUUUAAAGGAGGACGACCUGGACGUAGUACUGAGCCCACAGCGACGCAGUUUUGGAGGUGGAUGUCAGGGAAAUGCUGCACCUCAUACUCGUCGCCCAAUCAGCCCCUUGGAAAACAAGGAGAAUGACAGUCUCCGUAUGGGAGGGUCACGCAGAAUUGGCAGUGGACGCAUAAUUGCUUCACGUGCCUUUGAAAGGGAAGCUCGUGCAGAGAAGGAAAAGGAACGUGAGAGAGAAUUGAAGGAUAAAAGAUUCAGGAGAGAUUUUGGUGACAAGCGUGUGUUUAGUGAAAGAAGAAGGAAUGACUCUUAUGCAGAGGAGGAGCCAGAGUGGUUCUCAGGGGGGCCCACCAGCCAGUCUGAGACAAUUGAGCUUAUUGGAUUUGAUGACAAAAUCCUGGAAGAUGAUAAACGCAAAACCAAGCGGUCAAGGAAGCGGACAGAGUCUGUGAAAGAAGUAGUGGAAUGUAAUGGUGGACAGUCUGAGGAGCAAGAUGUGGGUUUGCAGUCGUCAGCUGAUCAGGAAGUUCCCCAUACGGAUGUUCUGCCGGAGUCUUCAACCGGUGACUUUGACUUCAACGAAUUCUUCAAUCUAGAGAAGACCAUGCCGGGACUGGCCUCUAUGAUAGAGGAUGUUUUGGGAGAGGGCCCUGUGUCAGCUAGUCGCUUCAGUCAGUGGUUCUCCAGUAACCAAAGUCCAGGCAGCCGGUGCAGCAGCUUGAGGUCCACUCCUCAUGAAGAGCUGGAAAAACUAGCAGGUCUUGAACCACGCUGCACAUCCCCCAGACAAGGAAGUACCUCAUACUUCGCACCUAUUCAAUCAUCUGAAUCCAAGGAGAAGGUCGACAUCCUGGAACUGCUGCAUAAGGCCAAAAUAGAUCUGAAACCCCUUCUUUCCACCCUCUCUGCCAAUAAGGCUCGGCUCCGGGACGGCACUACUUCUGGAGUGGUGCUCUCACUGGAGGAGGUGGAGGGAGAAAUGAAGGGAAUGAGGCUUGACUCAGAACCACAGGUGCGGAAGGUGCCACCUGCUGAGAGAGGAAAUGGCACACCCUUCAUGGCUGAACAUUUGGAAGAGGCUUUAACUGGUGGGUUGAGUGCCCAUCCACGCUCACGUGACACUGACAUGUCAGCCUUUAAUAAACUGGUCAGCAGCAUGAAGGCAAGUGGAACUCUGCCACCUCACCCCAAAACCAACACAAACACUCAAACUCCAGACCAAGCUGUAGUGACACUGCCUGAUGCCCAAGUACCUGGACAGCUGCAGAAAAAUAUAUUCCAGGAGCUAUUGGGAGUUCGUAGUGGCUCCCCAACACAGUUUCGUAAUUUGGUGGGUAGCUCCGAGGCCUCAGUGACUUCUGCCCCUCUAGGUGGCCUACUACACAAAGGCCCUUCACCACCUCUUUUUCCACAGAGGGCACCCUCACCUGAAUACUACAAUAGUCAGUUGCAACCUUCUGCAGGAUUUCCUGUUGGUCCUCAGCCCAUGCUGCCGGAGCGGUUUGUUGAUAUACACAGGUCUAUCAGCCCUGGAUCUGCUGCACAGCAACAGAUGAGGGCACUCCCUAUUCCUGUUAACCAAGCAGACUUGGAAGCACUGGCAUUCCAGCAGGAUCUUGCUCUACAUGCCCACCACCCAUUCCAGUCUGGUUACAAGCAGCCUCAAGACAAAUCUUUCCGAAAUAGACUGCAGCGAGUUAAUCGUUCCCCUGGACCAGGCACUCAGCCUGCUGGGAGAAACUCUCCAGGAAAUGCUGUCACCAGUAUGCUGUCUCCUUCAUUUACACCCACAUCUGUGAUCCGCAAAAUGUACGCAACUAAAGAGAAGAGCAAAGAUGAACUUUCAAGUCGUUCAGAGACCAAGGAAGACUCAUCAGCACAUACUCAUGAUGGCAGCAGCUCCCCAAAUCUAUACCUGGAAGCAGUGGAUGGUAAUGGAGCUCAGUCAGGGGGCAUGAAGACCAGCUCACAGACUUUGCAAAGCAAAGAACAAGAGCGCCUCAGGCCUGGCUCCACUGGACACCAUACACCCACCAUGGUACCUCCAGGACCAUCGUCUUUCCCUCGUCCUGUCUACCCAGUACCGCUGCUAUCUCACGUGCCUAUGGUGCGCCCUCCUCCCCAGCUCCACCCUGCAGUGCAACGUAUGUUAGCACAGGGUAUCCAGCCUCAGCAGCUAGGACCUGCAGGUAUAUUUCCACCACAUGACCUUGCACAACUUCAAGGCUUGCCUCCCGCUCUGCUUGGACAACCACUGUACCCUCUAAGUGCAACUGGGCAUCCACUUCUACCUCCCAGAGCCAAUGCUCAGAUGCAGUUGGCAGCAAUGCAACAGCAACUUCAACAGCAACGACCAAUAUAUUCCAACAUCCCUGGCGCUCAGUCACAGAGCCAAGGCCCCCACCGGACAAAUGGCUCCCAGCGACAUGGCAGCAGCCCACCUCUAAGCCUCACCAAGUGGUUUGGAUCAGAUGUGCUAGAGCAGCCACUCCCUUCUAUGCCAGCCAAGGUCAUAAGUGUAAACGAAUUAGAGUUCCGGCCAUAGGACAAUAAACACUGCUGGAUUUUUUUUUUUUUUUCUUCUCUCCCCUCUUUGCCCAUGUCCACCACUUCUUUACUGUGAAAAUGUGAACUUUAAUUUGAAAGAUGGUGCACACAACAGGACAAUGUAACUAAGCCAUGCUUUGUCAUCAGUAUGGAAGUCACUUUUUUUUUUUUUUUUUUUUUUUUUUUUUUUGGGAAGAGGCAAGUGACAGAGAUCUGUUUUGCCAGCUGAGUGAAAAUAUAUAUAUUUUUUUUGUAUGAGACUGCACAGCAAUGUAUAGGCCCAAUUGUACAGACCAUGGGAAAGACUCUUCUCCGUGUAUAUAAGGUGUGGUGUGUUUAUUUUAUUUUUUUUUAUUUUUUUUCUUCCUCUCUCUCCCAUCUUGGUAAGGGGGAGCUAUUUUGAUUGUGCAGUUUGAAUAACUGCGACAAAGUCAGCAAAAGCUGGUAGCAUUCCUCUGUCGUGUCUACCUAAUCUCUCACCUGAACUGCUCGGAGAGGGGGGGUCACAUGGUGAGAGGUGUCGCGAUGAGUAAUUUUAGCGCAUAUACCCAUCCCUUCAUGGCAUAGAUAGUGGCCCUUUUCUGUAGAAGUGGAGCAUUAAAGAUGCCUCUGGGGGAUGCAGCAAGCUGUUUGUGCCUUUUUGUGGGUUCCCCCCCCCCUAAACCGUAUCCUACCAUUCACUAAAGGGGGCAACACUGCUCAGUCAUUUUUGAGGGUGGUUGGGAUUCAGUUUGUGUGCUAUUAAGUUAUAAGAAGCACAAAUAGAAUUAAUAAAUAAAAUCUU